This is a messenger RNA of Anopheles stephensi (Asian malaria mosquito), 1916 nucleotides long. Its product is annotated as UDP-glucosyltransferase 2-like. Bases 206 to 1765 code for a protein of 519 amino acids. The transcript has 4 exons. Gene Ontology annotation, molecular function: UDP-glycosyltransferase activity. The record is from RefSeq and is a predicted model, not a curated record. Lineage: Eukaryota; Metazoa; Arthropoda; Insecta; Diptera; Culicidae.
GAAGUGCACCGCGGGCGGUAGCGGGUAGGACGCAAUGGAAUGGUUGUUCGGUUGCGGUACGCUUCCAAUUCGGUAGAUUUAGAUCCGGCGAACCAGUUUACUGUGCGGAAGAGCAUUGUAAGGGUGACAGAUUUCGAGCCACCACAAUUCAGUUCAGUGCGUUUAGGUCCUGCCGAUCCCAUUGCCUGCUGCACUGUAUGGAAGAAUGUUCAACGUAAAGAUACUACUACCGUUGCUCAUCGUACUGGCCUCUGCCCACGGGUAUCGGAUAUUAGGCCUAUUUCCUCAUCCAGGCUUAAGCCAUUUCAAAGUGUUUCAUCCAAUAAUGCGAAGCUUGGCGAACGACGGACAUCAUGUCACAGUGGUCAGCUACUUUCCUGACGAUGAUCCACUACCAAAUUACCACGAUCUUCGUUUCGAAGGACAGGAGAUCUUGACGAAUGCGUUCAGCUUAGAGAAUUUCGAGGGCAGGACCUUCGUGGAUAAUUUUAAGGAAUUCUAUGAGUUAGCGGCCUGGGGAGUGUCCAGUUGCACGGCUGCACUCAAUUCUUCCGCAAUCGAUGAAGUACUAGAAACCCAUCAUAAAGCUCCAUUUGAUGUGGUUGUGAUGGAAUUUUUUGCUACCGAUUGCAUGGCAGGAAUAACUUGGAUGUUGCAGGUUCCGUUAGUAGGUUUAAGCAGUUGUGCGUUGAUGCCAUGGCACUACGACCGAGUCGGACUGCCCGAUACACCUUCCUACAUUCCGUCAGAGUUUAGCACAUUUUCGGAGGAAAUGUCUUUCUUGGAGAGAGCAGAAAACUGGCUAGUUACCAGACUAGUGAAGAAUUUGUACCGCAUCGUACAGAUGAGCGAUAAUAGAUUAUUGCAAGCUAAGUUUCCGAACGCAGGAAUACCCGACGUCAAUGAGAUCGUGGCCAACACCUCGUUAAUACUGGUCAAUCAACAUUAUUCGCUUAGCGGUGCUCGACCGCUGGUACCUUCGGUGAUAGAAAUUGGCGGGGUACACAUCAAAGACAUUCAACCCUUGCCAACGGAGUUGCAGCAAAUUGUGGACGAUGCAGCGAAUGGCGUAAUUGUGGUAUCAUUUGGAUCCGUUCUAAAAGCUUCUACUCUUCCAAAUAGAAAACGUGCUGCAAUGAUGGAAGCAUUUCAACAUUUCGAUAAGCGCGUGGUGUGGAAAUGGGAGGAAAACAUGGAAAAUCAACCAGCGAAUGUAUUUACACAGAAAUGGCUCCCGCAGAGGGACGUACUGUGCAACAAGAAUGUACGUCUUUUCGUUUCUCACGGAGGUUUGCUGGGUGUUUCAGAAGCUGUCCACUGUGGAGUGCCGGUAGUGGCUAUGCCCAUUUAUGGAGAUCAAUUUCUUAAUGCUGCCGCACUGGUCAAUCGAGGCGUUGGCGUUCGUAUGGAUUACGAAAACGUACACAAUGUAUCUUAUGUGGUGGACUGUAUUCGUGAAGGUCUUAGCGCAAGAAAAAAGGAAAAUGCCCAAGCGUUAGCAAAGGCUUAUAACAAUCGCCCUCAACCACCGUUGGAUUUGGCGCUCUGGUCGAUCAUCAAUGUGAUCGAAAACGGUGCCAUGCGUUACGAACGUUCCUAUGCUUCAAAAUUGCCUUUGUACAUCUACCACUCUUUCGAUGUAUUGGCCAUGUUUCUGUUCUUGUUCGCUACCGUUAUAUUAUUGCUCUCAUACUGCAGUUGGAAAAUAUGUUGUAAGAAAGAUGCCCGCACUAAGAAACGCCUUAACAAACAGAAGAGAUCUUAAGCGUUUGAGGCGCUUGUUCACGUCAACAUAGCAUAUCACUGGUUUUUAUUCCUAACUUUUAAUAACAUUCUUCAUCACGGGCGGUACUACUAAACCAGGGGUAAAGUAUAUUUUUUUCAAAUAAAUUAUAUCCAUCGUUACUGGUCGGCUA